AUGAAGUUCACACUGCAUAGAAGACAAAAGAUACGGUCAGUUUCUAUUGUUACCAACUGCCAUAUUAUCAAGGAGAGUGCUCUCACAGAACAGCUUCAGUCGCACUUCAAUACGGCCUCGUCGAAACCUGGAUCGGACCUACAUUCUACGAGAAAUUCGACUGGUUCUCCAUUCCAGAUUGGAGUCAUGGGCGCGUAUUUGAUGUACGCCAUAUGCCUGAAGGAUGUGGAACGUGGCCUGCAAUUUGGGAAACCGAGGAAUCUGGAUGGCCAAGCGGGUGCGCCGGUGAGCCUUACCUGCCAUGGCGGUGGCUGCAACGUCCGCAUGCCCAGCCAGAACAGCUUUGGGCCUGCAUUCAAUUCGAAUGGCGGAGGAUGGGUCAACACAGAUAAUUGGGAGGAGCUCAGCCACUUCAAGAGACGGCCGGCAGCGCUCUUCAACAGCGCCGCUGGUUCUUGCGACUUGGAAUCCAAGUUCAAGCCAAACAAUAUCAUUAUUAAUUUGAACUUCUUACUUGGAGUGAUCAUCUAUUUGUACCACUAUCAAGAAUUUGAACAGAAUAACUGGAAUUAUCGUUAUAGAGUCGAAACUCCCUCCGAGGCGUGUGCGAUGCAUGGUGAUUGGACAGUUGUGACCGGUGCCUUUUCAUUCGUCAAUUUCUGGAGACGCGGCUGCAUUCUCUUGCUCACUCCAUCUCUCAGCUGGAAACAUCAAGAACCAACUGAUGUCGAGCCCUCACGCGGUGUUCGUCGACAACUCCAACUUUGA
This is a messenger RNA of Coprinopsis cinerea okayama7#130, 768 nucleotides long. RefSeq lists its product as hypothetical. The coding region runs from base 1 to 768 and encodes 255 amino acids. The transcript has 10 exons. Lineage: Eukaryota; Fungi; Basidiomycota; Agaricomycetes; Agaricales; Psathyrellaceae. The record is from RefSeq and is a predicted model, not a curated record.